This is a messenger RNA of Coffea arabica (coffee), 1659 nucleotides long. RefSeq lists its product as uncharacterized. Lineage: Eukaryota; Viridiplantae; Streptophyta; Magnoliopsida; Gentianales; Rubiaceae. The record is from RefSeq and is a predicted model, not a curated record.
AUGUCAUCCAGAGCGUUGUUGUACGUAAUAGAUGUUAAGACAACAUACAAUGUACUACUGGGAAGGCCCUGGAUUCAUGAAAAUGGAGUUGUACCGUCAACCCUUCAUCAAUGUUUCAAGUACUGUCAAAAUGGGGUGGCAAGAAGUGUGAAAGCCGAUGAUAAUCCUUUCACUGAGGCGCAAGCAUAUAUCGCUGAUGCCAAAUUUUACAUCAAAAGGCACAAUACGAAAGAUAAGUCUGAGCAACCUCUAUCUGUGGAUAAAAUCCAAAACCCCAAAUCUCCGAGUGCAAAAGGGGAGAAAGCGAUAAAUUCAAAAUCAAAAGAGGAAGUUCAUGAAGAAACUGAUGUUUCAUUUCCAAAUAAUGAAUCAGUUGUUUUUCGCUACCCUCCCAAGUCAAGAAUGGAACAGGGACAGUCACCUGUAAUUCAGCAUGAACCUCUAAAAGGUUUGACUCUUCCGGUAGUUCAUCUUGAUACAAAAAAGGCAUCAUUUCCUCCGCUUAAAAGGUCUAACCUUUUAACCAAAGAAUCUGAAGUCGAACAAGACACCAUACCAAAGUUAAGAACCAAAGAAGAUUUUGAUCCCAUUGCAUAUAAGCUUCUCGCUAAGGCUGGAUAUGAUCUCAAAGAAUUUGCUGUGUUAAAUGUUCCAUCCUGUCAAUCUACUAGUGACAUGAUCCAUGGGUUGAAUCCUACCCAAAAGAUGUUGAAGGAAAAAGGAUAUGCCGUUGAAAAUCUCAAAUUUGGUCUUGGCUACUCUUCCCCUACACCAAUCCGCAUUAAGAUCAAUAGAUUUAGUAGUCAAUAUAUUACUGUGGAGGAUGAGUCUUCUCAAAUAGCUGGUAGAUUUCAAACUUUUCACGGAAAGGAGAAUAAAGCUCCACGGGUAUCUGUUUUUCAGAAGUUAGGACCCAUCAUUCCUUCGAGAAUGAGAAGAUGCACAGACCUUGUAAUAAAGUGUGGGAUUGAAUUGAGGGUCAGGGAGCAUACCGUAGUGUACACAAGACCAAAAGAGUAUGAUGAAGAGAGUGUUGUUUCAUGCAAUCAUAUAACCAUAAUUGACGGUGACUCUCCUAAAGAAGAAGAAGAUGUUGAAGACGCUCCACCUGAAUUGGAGGAAGGAGUUAAGGCCACUGUGGAUGAUCUAAAGGAAAUCAAUCUUGGUACUUCAGAGGACCCGCGUCCAAUAUACGUAAGUGUUUUAUUGAGCCCCGACGAAGAGAAGGCAUAUAUUGAACUUUUGCGGGAGUAUCAAGAUGUUUUUGCAUGGACUUAUAAAGAAAUGCCGGGUUUAAGCCCAAAAGUGGCCGUCUACCAUUUGACUGUUAAAAAGGGAGUUCGACCUGUGAAGCAAGCACAAUGGAGGUUUAGACCCGAUUUGAUUCCAUUAAUCAAAAUUGAAGUCAAUAAGCUUAUUGAAGCCGAGUUUAUUCGUGAAGUUAAAUAUCCCACAUGGAUUUCGAGUAUCGUGCCUGUGCGAAAGAAAAAUGGACAAAUCCGCAUCUGCGUUGAUUUCAGAGAUCUUAAUAAUACUUGUCCCAAAGAUGACUUUCCUUUACCGAUCACUGAGCUCAUGAUUGAUGCAACUACUGAGCAUGAAGUUCUGUCAUUUAUGGAUGGCUCUUCUGGAUAUAAUCAAAUUCGAUUGGCACCAUAG